Eurytemora carolleeae is the source of this 1530-nucleotide messenger RNA. RefSeq lists its product as uncharacterized. NCBI's taxonomy places the organism in Eukaryota, Metazoa, Arthropoda, Copepoda, Calanoida, Temoridae. The coding region runs from base 255 to 1523 and encodes 422 amino acids. The record is from RefSeq and is a predicted model, not a curated record. The transcript has 11 exons.
AGUUGAGAAGAUAGUUGGAUAGUUGAGAAGAGAGUUAAUUUGAUAUUAUUCAAGUGUAUCUUUAUAUGUUCCAGUUUUAUGCCAACCAGUGCAUGCCACUUCCACGAAAUAAAUUAGAAAAAAUCAUCUUUAAAAUGUAAAGUUUGUUUGUCAUUUCUGAUAUGAAAUGUUGUUAAAAAGUGUAUAUACAUUAUAUAUUAUUAUACAUAUUAUGAAAAUAUAUCGGUGCGAACGUGAACCAUAAAUAAGUGAUAAUGGUUCAAGGGAUUGAUUUGUCCUGUGAUUUCAACGGAUUUCAAGCCUCAGCAUUUCCUAACCUUUGGAACGCUUGUGAGCUAUAUACACAUCUACCAUACGGAUACAGUACACAGCCCGAUACAGAAUCUGAGAUACAAGCAAGGAAUGGUGGAUCAUUAAACUUCCAGCUUCCAGACCCAUUGUACUGGAAUGAUGAGUAUUAUGAUGAGUAUGAUCUCAAGAAUGAAGAUGAAGAUGAGACUGUUGAUGAUCAAACCUUCCAAGAAUCUUCUAUCCUUGACAAUAUUAGAACCAUCAUAUCUCCAGUCUCCUGGCCAGCUAGAGGUUCUCCGCUUGAUACCAUGAAAAGGAUGACAUUUGAACUACCUGAAUGGCCAGCGAGAGGAUCUCCAUUAAGAAACAUGAACAAAGUUAUGAAUAGAAUUCAGACUCAACAAUGGCCGGCUAAAGGUUCUCUGCUUGAUCGCAUAGCAACCAGAAUUAAAUCAAAUGGAAGUCCACAACAGGUUAACAACAGAAUUUUUCCUAUCAACAACCAACCCCAAUCUUUCCCUUCAACUCCUCCAUCAAGACGCCCUUCUAUCCUUCACCCUUCCCAACCUCAUACUGCUGAACCCCCUACUCCAUCUUCAAACCAGUUUCAAAACCAGUUUCCCGCAUUUCAGCCUCUCUCUGAAGAAUUUAUUGAUAAACAAGAUACAUUAGACUCCAGGAGUCCACUUGUUCAGGGAGGAUUUUUCGGGUUAGCUCUUCCAUUGAUCUUAGGAAUUCUGUUCACGUUAGGAAUACCCCUUGUUCAGAUAAUGUUUGCCAGUGCUUCCAUAAUAACAGCAUUUAUGAUCCAGGGCCGUGGCCUAGAGGGAUUGAAUGCUGCCAGUUUUGAUGCUGCUCUACGAUAUAUUCUUAUUUCUGCCAUGAAUAUAUUGCAAGGUUUCUCUCGCGAGGCUAGAACAGUUGAACUUCUUCACAGUCUUCCAUUUUGUGUCAACUCCUCUCUUCUAUAUUCAAGACUUGAAGAGAACGAAUGUAAAGGAGACUUCCUGGAAUAUAUUCUGCCAAAAGGCUCCGGAAUUCUGUCCGAAACACAGGUGUCAGACCAAUUCAAGAUGGCUGACAAUGGAUCAAUGAUGGCGGAGAGUAGACUGAUUCCCCUCGUGUUGCCUGAAUCCUUUGGUUGUCGUGAAGGAAGUAUCCCAGAUAUUGUUGCCAAAAUUGGCAGAUUGUUGUCUUUAACACUUGGAGAUUGUUCAGAAAAUACAAAUUAAUUACUUU